AUUCUAGGGUUUUCAAAGGACGGCGUGUUGGUAUAAAAAUAACCGCAUCGACCAUUUCGUGUUUGUUUUGGGGGAAUUUUUUUUUUUUUUAUCUCUCUCCCUCUCUCACAAUAACCCGAGAUCCGAUCUCUUCUUUUCCCCCUCUCCCUCCCCACACUCUCCUCUCUAAACCUCCUCCGAGAGUCGUAGAUCGAGCUUCGGAGUUGCUGUUCGUCGAAUUCGCCGAAGAAUAAGUUGGAGUUGUAGUUCGCUUUGGAUUGCGGAAGCAGUAGAAGAGCUUGGAUUUGGGGGUGGAUUCUACAGUAGAUCGCGAUGGGAGCUCGGGUGUCGAAGGCGAUGGCGUGUUGUUUCGGAUCGCAGUUCAAAGGGACGGUUCUCGAAGCUCCCGAUGUUGAGAGCGAGGAGAAGGGCGAGACGUACGACGUACCACCGUUCCAGGAAUUCUCUUUCGAGCAGCUGAAAUUGGCCACGUCGGGAUUCGCCGUCGAGAAUAUCGUAUCGGAGCACGGGGAGAAGGCCCCCAAUGUAGUGUAUAAAGGGAAAUUGGAUGCGCAGCGGAGAAUCGCUGUGAAGCGGUUUAAUAGAUUGGCGUGGCCUGAUCCACGGCAGUUCUUGGAAGAAGCAAAAGCUGUUGGUCAACUUCGGAACCAUAGGUUGGCAAAUUUACUUGGCUGCUGCUGUGAAGGUGAAGAGAGGCUACUUGUGGCAGAGUAUAUGCCUAAUGAUACUCUUGCAAAACAUCUUUUUCAUUGGGAAUCAAAACCGAUGAAAUGGUCUAUGAGAUUAAGGGUAGUACUCUAUCUAGCUGAGGCCUUGGAAUAUUGCACUAACAAGGGGCGUGCGCUGUAUCAUGACCUUAAUGCGUAUAGAGUACUAUUUGAUGAUGAUUGUAACCCCAGGCUGUCCUGUUUUGGCUUGAUGAAGAACAGUAGGGAUGGGAAAAGUUAUAGCACGAAUUUGGCAUUUACACCACCUGAAUAUAUGAGAACUGGAAGAAUAACACCUGAAAGUGUCAUAUACAGCUUUGGCACGUUAUUGGUUGACGUGCUUAGUGGGAAGCACAUUCCUCCUAGUCAUGCCCUUGACUUGAUAAGAAAUCGCAACUUCAAUAUGCUGACAGACUCAUGCUUGGAAGGGCAAUUUUCAAAUGAGGAUGGAACAGAGCUAGUACGCUUAGCUUCGAGAUGCCUACACUAUGAGCAACGAGAGCGGCCUAAUGUGAGGUCUUUGGUGCUAUCUUUGACUCCGCUUCAAAAGGAGACUCAGGUUCCUUCAUAUGAGCUGAUGGAUAUACCUCGUGGCGGUACAUCGACAUUGGAGUCACUAUCUCUUUCUCCACUGGGCGAAGCUUGUUCUAGAGUGGAUUUAACAGCAAUACAUGAGAUUCUUGAAAAGACUGGUUACAAGGACGAUGAGGGGACAGCUAAUGAGUUAUCAUUUCAGAUGUGGACCAGCCAAAUGCAAGAAACACUGAACUCAAAGAAGAAGGGUGAUACUGCAUUCAGGCACAAAGACUUUAAUUCUGCAAUUGAGUGCUACUCCCAGUUUAUUGAAGUUGGGACAAUGGUUUCUCCAACAAUUUUCGCCCGUCGUUGCUUGUCAUACCUGAUGAAUGAUAUGCCACAACAAGCACUUAGUGAUGCAAUGCAAGCACUAGUCAUAUCUCCGACUUGGCCUACUGCAUUUUAUCUACAGGCCGCCGCCCUUUUCGCCCUAGGAAUGGAAAACGAAGCUCGAGAAGCACUUAAAGAUGGCUCUUCCUUAGAAGCAAAAAAGAAUGGGGUACACUAACAACCAUAAAUCAAUUUAUGGCUGGGUAAAAGUGAGCCCGAAUUCCGGUUAACGCAUGAACAACACUGUUGGAUGCUGAAGCAGUUUUUGGUCAGUACUUAGAAGUGGCUAGGUCAGCCCCUAUUCUUAUGUACAUAUGGAGGACAUUACUGCAACACCCAUGCAAAAGUUUGCAAAUGGAUCUCUCUCUCUUCUCUCUCUGUUAAGAUGCGAAAAUGUUUUCUUUGUUUGUUGCUUUAUAAAGUGUUAUUUCACAAAGGGCUCAUGGUGUAUAUUGUUGAUCUUUCGCAUCUUUGUAUAGCAGUGGAAUGGUCCAAUUUGUUAUCGUGGUUCUCGAAUCCCGACAUUAGACCUUCUUUGGAUCUAUUUCUUGCAUUCAUAAACAAUGUGAUUUGUUAAAGUUUUGCGUAUAUUGUUGGUCUUGUUGCCACA
Messenger RNA from Ananas comosus (pineapple), 2223 nucleotides. RefSeq names its product probable serine/threonine-protein kinase At5g41260. The record is from RefSeq and is a predicted model, not a curated record. Gene Ontology annotation, molecular function: protein kinase activity; ATP binding; protein binding. The transcript is spliced from 12 exons. The coding region runs from base 313 to 1791 and encodes 492 amino acids. Gene Ontology annotation, biological process: brassinosteroid mediated signaling pathway; protein phosphorylation. Lineage: Eukaryota; Viridiplantae; Streptophyta; Magnoliopsida; Poales; Bromeliaceae.